AUGGCAAGUGAGGAGGAGAGUGUUCUUGUUCUAGUGCAUUGCUGUGGAAAAAUUAAAAAAAGCAAAAGAAGUGGUGUGAAGUUCACUGAUAGAGAACCGGUGAGUGUUUUCAUCAGUUCAACAAGCACGUUGUCAGAUCUAAAGAACAGCAUUUUACAGAAGGUUGGGAUUUCUGGUAGCAAGUUUGUGAAGAAGUUAUUCUACAAGAUUCCCAUUGCAGUUGUCUCGACCCGGGUUCAGUAUGACACCUUUGUGCUAGCGGCUGAUGAAGACAUUAGGGUUCUGUUCCAUUGUGUCAGAAGUUUUCCAGAGGUUAGAAUACACGAGUUAUUCGCAAAGUUGGAUGUUGGGGUGGAUAGUUAUGGGGCAUCAGCUCCAUUACAUAACUCAAGUGGCGUAGGAGGUGCGUCUUGUUCGAUGCCUGUGAUAGCACCGGCUGUUCUGCUAGUGGCAUCCCCAUCAUUCGCGGCUGAUUUAGAUCGAUUGAAGGGUGUUGGUUCUGCACCUUUGCAGGAUCCAGGGGUCCGUGGGCAGGCAUAUGAGGUGGGCACCGGUGGAGGCUUGAUUCCUGAUGUGCAAGGGUUUGGGGAACCUGAUCGAGUAGAGAACACAAUGUAUGAUGAUGAGUCUGACCAGGAGCCUGUAGAUAUCAUUGGGGACAGUGAUGAUGACACAGCUGCCAAUCCACCUACACAGCAUGGGGCUUCAAGUUCUGGCACUCAGCAAUACCCUCCACACUUCUCGACUCUAAACUUGGAGGCUCUGGGUGAACAGGCGGCUGAUGGUGGUCCCACAGUUGGUGGGUCUUCUACGGAAUUUCAGAUUGGGCAGUCAUUCCAAAAUAAAGAAGAGGUUAUGUUGAGUGUGAAGGACUACAACAUCCGUAGAGGUGUUGAGUACAGAGUCAUCGAAUCAGAUCAUCUGAAAUAUCAUGGAAAAUGCAAGGAGUUUGGCAAGGGUUGCACUUGGUUGAUUCGCGUAGCGCUCCGUGCACGCAAGGGCACUUGGGAGGUUUGGAGGUACAACGGCCCACACACCUGCUUAGCUACGUCUAUAUCGAGUGAUCACCGUCAGCUAGAUUACCACGUUAUUUGUGCGAGGAUUCUUCCGUUGAUUAGGACAGAUGCUGCGGUUACGGUAAAGGUAUUGCAACAAGCUACAGAAGCAGACUACGGUUUCAAGCCUAGUUACAGGAAGGUUUGGCUAGCCAAACAGAAGGCAGUGGCACAAAUAUAUGGAGAUUGGGAAGAAUCGUAUGCGGAGUUGCCACGUUGGAUGCUAGGGGUACAGUCUACCAUGCCUGGGGCAGUUACUGUUCUGAAGACCUCUCCUAUUUGUGUUGGGGGUGAGGUUGAUGAGUCCACGGUGUACUACCAUGCCUCUGCUGCUGCUGUCUCUCGGGGAACGGCACUGAAUGAUGAAUCUGCGCAAGAUGGGAACUCGAACAUCCUUCCCAUCGCAUUCGCCCUUGUUGAGGGAGAAAAUGCAGAGUCAUGGUCUUUCUUCUUGUCCAACCUACGAUCGCAUGUGACGCCACAGGAGGGCAUCCUUGUUAUCUCUGAUAGGCAUAAUGGCAUCAAGUCAGCACUUGAGGCACCUGAGACUGGAUGGCUACCUCCACGUGCCUAUCGUGCCUACUGCAUCCGUCAUGUGGCUGCAAAUUUUGCCCUUACCUUUAAAGGUAAGGAUGCGAGGAGGAUGUUGGUCAAUGCUGCAUAUGCAAAAACUGAAGCAGAGUUUUAUUAUUGA
This is a messenger RNA of Arachis duranensis, 1749 nucleotides long. RefSeq lists its product as uncharacterized. Lineage: Eukaryota; Viridiplantae; Streptophyta; Magnoliopsida; Fabales; Fabaceae. The record is from RefSeq and is a predicted model, not a curated record. The transcript has 2 exons. The coding region runs from base 1 to 1749 and encodes 582 amino acids.